AUGGCAAACUCUGCUCCAAGAGGGUCCGCCGGCGACUCAUCAUCAACUACAAAUCAGGAUACAGCUUCUCCAGCUUCCAAGUCUGCCAGUUCUCAGUCACUACCGAAUCAUUCCGGUACUUCAACACCCACACGGUCAAUCCUCCCAUCAAACGCCUCGGCAUCGGGUGACCCUCGAUCAAAGGACGCAACGGUUCCAGCGGCCUGUCUAGCAUGUCGGAGCAAGCAUCUAAAAUGUGACGGCAACAAUCCUUGCGCUAGAUGUCAGGGUUCGGGAUCCGGCUGCAUCUAUGUUGCCUCGCGCAGAGGCUACAAGGGACCGCGUAAGAACCAAUCACACACCACGAACAAACCCCAAGUCACAUCCCCUCCACCUCCAUCUACUGCCAGUUCUGGUGAUGGCUCAAAAGUUCCGAUGCUCAUUGACCCUGGCGCUGGAGUCAGCAACGCGCUAUCCAGGCCGUCUUUCAGUGGCGCUGCCGGAGUUCCUUAUGCCACAGGCGCUUACCCUUUCAAUAACGUGCCACCAACCAACGCCGAUCUUCAGCUCUACCGGUCGUAUUUUCCAGAUAACUCUACCGAUGGCUCUGCUGCGAAACAGCAAAUUCCUCCCAACUUGCAAAAUCUUUCUCUCGCCGAUCGUUGUCUCGACUCCUUCUUCUAUCACUUUCAUGCAUCACAUCCGUUUGUAUUACCAAAGCCAUACCUGCUCGCUCUUGUUGGCGAUCUUUCGUUGGAGCCGUUGCUAGCAGCAACACGCUGGAGGUUAAAGGAUGGCUUUGUUGUCCAGGCAAUGAUCCUAUUGAUUGUGGCACUUGAUGGUAACUGCGAAAGAGACAAGGCGAGAGAGAUCCUCGGGAACGUGGAAACCCUCGCGCUACAAAUUGGCCUUAACACACGGGCUUUUGCGACCAUACACGGUAGGAAUCUCCCCGUAAUGGAAGAAAGCUGGAGAAGAACUUGGUGGGAUUUAUUCAUCAUUGAUGGUAUGAUGGCUGGCGUGCAUCGCGUCACAAAUUUCUUACUGUAUGACGUUCCUGCGGAUGUCCCGCUCCCAUGUGAAGAGCUACAGUUUUUAUCUGGAAGCAUUCCCAAUCCCAUGACUCUGCAGGAUUUGGAAAGUAGGGAGUUUGCGGGUGAUGACAGAGAAUUCUCUUCUUUUACGUAUCGAAUACUCUGCGGUCGAAAUUUGGGACGGUUCAUGCGAACUCCGCCGCUGCAGGGACCUGAUGACGAGAACAUAACCAGGAUCGAAGCCCUCCUCACGAAUUGGCGACUACACCUUCCUCAAAACAAGAAGGACUCGCUGCAGAAAAACGGGAUGCUGGAUGAGAUGAUGUUCCAGGCCCACAUGAUAAUGCAUGCAACCUCUAUCAUGCUACACCAGCCCUUCUCUCAGCUCGACACAGCACCGACGCAGAGCAUCACCUCUUGCGUGCCAUAUCAACCGGUAGCGACCGGAGACAUGUUUAACACGCACACGAAGCACACAGUAACCUCAGCAUGCGCGAUUAGCGAAAUGAUUACUCACAGAGUGCCUCUUCUGUCGCAUACGCAUUUUUUUACUUGCGUGGUUACGAUAUCGUCGAUAGUCCAUCUGAGCAAAUGGGCAGUGUUCUUUGUGCCGCACGAUGACGACGAUCUACGUCAACAGAUACGACUUAACAUUGGAGCUUUAAACCACCUUUCUACUGUUUGGGUGGCGGCUGACCGAUCGCGGGAUCAAAUCCGAGCGGUUGCACGGAACAUCUACCAAGUCAAGAAGCAGCAGCAGAACAACCCACAGUAUUGGAUAGGAUACUCGCAGCAGGACAUGCUAAACAGCAUGGAGGCGGAUGAGAACAUCAUUACCGAGGUUGAAAGCGCCGAAGGUAUACAACAGCCUCAACAUGGGAUGGGUGGUGGUAUGCAGUGA
Akanthomyces muscarius is the source of this 1914-nucleotide messenger RNA. RefSeq lists its product as uncharacterized. NCBI's taxonomy places the organism in Eukaryota, Fungi, Ascomycota, Sordariomycetes, Hypocreales, Cordycipitaceae. Gene Ontology annotation, biological process: DNA-templated transcription; regulation of DNA-templated transcription. The transcript has 4 exons. Bases 1 to 1914 code for a protein of 637 amino acids. Gene Ontology annotation, molecular function: DNA binding; DNA-binding transcription factor activity, RNA polymerase II-specific; zinc ion binding. The record is from RefSeq and is a predicted model, not a curated record.